Messenger RNA from Linnemannia hyalina, 2550 nucleotides. The record is from the annotation of a GenBank genome assembly. NCBI's taxonomy places the organism in Eukaryota, Fungi, Mortierellomycota, Mortierellomycetes, Mortierellales, Mortierellaceae.
AUGACGCCAAGCGGAGAAGAUCCCCUGCCACCCUCAGACCGAAAUACAAAGUCACAACGCCUCACCGACCAUCUGACAGCACGACUUGCAUCCAGUCUUCAUGUUAGCUCGUCGGCAGAAAGCAGCCAUUAUGCCACCCCGACAAACCAGACAGGACUUGAAGGCUCUCGCGGAUUUCAUCGAAUUCAACUAGAGAAUGGAGAACCAGCUACCCCUGGAUCAUUUGAUGCUGGUCUCAGUCACGGCAGUCACCAACCGCAACUGCAGCAAUCGCAAUAUCAGCAACAAUAUCAACACCAGCAGCCAUUCCACCAACGCAUCUCUUCCGAUGCUGCUCCAUCGGAGCCGCGCAAGUACAGAAAGGCAGUCAGAAAUCGCUCCAACUCAACAACGCCAGUCAGCAGCCACCCACCCAGCCCCGGGCCCUUCUUUCAACCGAACGGAGAUGACAUAUUCUCGUCCAAUUCACCAGCUUCAAGCCCCUUUCCUGGAUCAUCCCUUGCAGGAAUGGCUUACGAGUCAUUCGCACGGAACACUACUUCAUCUAACAUAUUUCCUGACCCCAGGCGAGCCGGAAGAGCUAGCGGACUACUGAUGAGACGCGAAAGUCGGUCAAACCAGCAACUUUUACGUGGCCCUGCACACCAUCAUCUCGCCAUGGCUACUCGACUGGCCCUAAUGCACAGGAUUGUUUCUACGACAAAAUCUGCGCCGGCACAGAUGAAGGACAAGGAUGAGUGGAUCAUGGAGCAGACAUCCAAGCGAGGGUUCCAAGACCGUCAGGCAUUCGAGGCAGAGUUGGCGAAGCACUCACACGUGCUAGCGGAAGCCCUCAUGUCCUUUAGUGACGUUUUCCAGCAGGCAGUACGGCAUUCAUUCAGCCAACAGCAGGAAUUCUCAAUCUACAACACCAUCCAGAGAACGAUCGACGCCAUUCUCGAGAACGCUCAAUGGCUCUGCGGACCAGAGUUCGAGAUGGGAAUCAACAGGAUAUGCUCCGAGUGGCCAACGCACGAGAGGUCGGCCGAGAAGUUCGUGCAUUACGUCCAAGUGGUUGAGAGCAUGCGAGAAACACUCUCUGGUCGUUUCCAGCACCCAGAGGACUUGGCGGAGGAUCUGACGAGGUCCCAGGAGGUGAUCGACUAUCAGCGGACGCUCUUUGGAGAGACCCUCAGGAAUCAUGGACUGGAGUGGCGAGUUCUGGGGUUGCCUCCCAUGGAGGACCUUAUUCAAGGCACACAGGACUGGAUAUUGAACAUGGCCAAGACACUGACGGUCAAGAUCCGAGCAGAGGUCAGCCUUAGUCUGGAAAAUACUAGCGGGCACCGAUCGGCAACGGAUUCUCCGGGGAUGGAUAUGAUGGAUGACGAGGACGGAAUAGCUAUGGUGGGUCGGCCGUUGGCUGAUGUCAUGGACUUGGUGAUUCAGGGCGCAUUGUUGACGGAGUCGUGUUUGGGACUGGCAGGAAAGCAGUGUCCCAUGCUAGUGACAUCUUGGAUGGAGCUAGCAAGCCAAUACUGUUCCUAUGCUCUUGCGAAACGGAGAGAGCUUGUUCUCAAGGCAUGCAAGUCAUCCGCGUCAGCUUCAGCCAAGAGACUUGCAGGUUUAGGACACCUAUUUCCAAGCAUGCAACAAAGCACGGACUUGGCAGACGUUCAGAGGCAGCACCAUCCUUCAGGAGUGAGCCGAGGUGUAUUCUUGAAGACGAUGGAGCUCUUUGAGAAUUUCAGUCGGCUGUUGCAAUGUGUCAUGGAGAUGAGGGAGGAGGAACAGAAUCGAGGAGAAGGCCUCGGGAUCGAGGGAGAGAUGUUUGACGAUGACGAUUCGAGCGUUUUUCAUGGCGCCAGCGCAGCUUCGAGUGAUCAGGAUGAUUCCAUGGAUAUUGGAGCUCCGACGUCGACAACCUCACACCCCUUCGAUCAGCAUUUUGACCAAUACCAUCAACCUCAUCAGCCGGCGUCUCACCAACGUCCUCCCCGAGGCGGCCUUCACCAACUACAGCGAAUGCCUAUAGACCCAUUAUCACUUCAGCGGUGGGCAGCCAAGGAGUCUCUCGCGGCAGUACUGGUCGAGACUGGUCUUGAUCUCUGUGAAUCCAUGGCGGAGACGCUGGGAAGUGGACACGCUCCGACAGCGUUCAGUCCAUCCCUGGCAAUCCCGACACCAACGCUGCCUUCGGGGAUGUCGGGCGGCUUUGGCUUCGGAUCCAACUUUUCCCCGGCUUUUGGGACGUCAAGGGCAAGUCCGAGCCCUGGUGCUUCGUCCGCGUCGAGUGGUACUUCUGCAUUGUCGCAAGGGCCAGCUCCAUUAUUCUCUUCUAUGAGCUCGUCAGCGCGAGCAGCUGCAGCCAUCACGUCAUUGACAACUUUUGCAGGCGGUGGAGCCAUGGCGUCUGGAACAGGCGGUAUCGGGUUGAUCUAUGUGCAGUUUGUGGUGCGUCUUCUGAGCAAGAUUAUUGAAUUUGCAGGACAGGACCUUCAUCAGGAGCAACGUCUUGUCCGAAUCCACUCCAGCGUCCAGAACCUCGAACUCGCACUCUCAGCGUCAUAA